AUGAGUUCGGAGUACAAUCGCUCUUCACUACCUCUUCCAAUUUUCCAUGGAGAAAACUAUGAUUUUUGGUCCAUCAAAAUGAGGACCUAUUUUCGAUCACAAAAUCUAUGGAAAAUUGUUGAAGAAGGAAUCACUAUUCCGGAAGAUAUUACAACUCUUUCGGAAGAUCAAAAGAAGGCACUAGAGGAUAAUCAACAAAAGGAUUCUCAUGCAUUAUAUUGCUUGCAGCAAGCUAUGGCAGACAAUCUUUUUCCACGAAUAAUGGGCGCAAAGAAUAAAGAAAAGAAGCAUGGGACACGCUGCAGGAGGAGUUCCAAGGAACCGUCAAGAAUUAAAGAAAUAGUAAAUCAAAUGGGAGCCUAUGGAGAAAUAAUUUCUGACAAGAAUAUAGUACAAAAGAUACUAAUUUCUUGUACAGAAAAAUAUGAUUCAAUAGUUUCUGUGAUAGAGGAAACUAAAGAUUUAGAAACUCUAUCACCAACUGAACUAAUGGGCUCUCUUGAAGCAUAUGAAAGUAGACGAGAAAGGCAUAAGGAAAGUGAAGUUGAAAAUGCCUUUCAAAAAAGUCACUUGGAAAAAGACUGCUGGUUUAAAGGAAAACCACAGUGCCAAAAUUGUAAAAAAUUUGGCCACACUGAAAAAACUUGUCGUUUAAAGAAAUCCCAUCAAGCUAAUUUUUCCGAAAAGAAAAAUGAUGAAAAUAAUCUCUUCUAUGUCUGCCAAGCUGCAACAGAAGAAGGAAAAGAUACUUGGUAUCUUGAUAGUGGUUGUAGUAACCACAUGACGAAAAACGAAAGCAUCUUUUGUAGUCUUGAUAGAUCCAAGACUAAAGUCAAAAGUGGUAAUGGUGACUUCAUGGAAGCAGUCGGCAAAGGCACCAUUGCCAUUGACACUAAAAAAGGCAAGAGAUACAUCAAUGAUGUACUCCUGGUACCCAACAUUGAUCAAAACCUACUUAGCGUAGGUCAAAUGAUUGAAAAAGGGUACUCUUUGCAUUUUGAAGGAGAGUCUUGCACAAUAUAUGAUAAGCAAGAUAAAUCUUUUCAAAUUGCAAAGGUAAAAAUGAAAGAAAAUAGACGCUUUCCCAUACAAUGGAGAUAUGCAAGCAAUGUGGCAAUGCAAGCGCAAACAGAUGAGUCAUGGCUAUGGCAUAGAAGGUUUGGUCACUUCAACUUCCAUGGGCUUAAGAUCCUCGUUUAA
Messenger RNA from Cannabis sativa, 1200 nucleotides. RefSeq lists its product as uncharacterized. The record is from RefSeq and is a predicted model, not a curated record. The transcript has 3 exons. NCBI's taxonomy places the organism in Eukaryota, Viridiplantae, Streptophyta, Magnoliopsida, Rosales, Cannabaceae. Bases 1 to 1200 code for a protein of 399 amino acids.